Messenger RNA from Talaromyces marneffei, 804 nucleotides. RefSeq lists its product as uncharacterized. The transcript has a single exon. NCBI's taxonomy places the organism in Eukaryota, Fungi, Ascomycota, Eurotiomycetes, Eurotiales, Trichocomaceae. The coding region runs from base 1 to 804 and encodes 267 amino acids. The record is from RefSeq and is a predicted model, not a curated record.
AUGGGGUCAGACCAACCCCAAACAGCCAACAAUGGCGCCGGCAUCAAUGCAGAUAUCCAGGAGCGUUUAUAUGUCCUGCAGCUAAUGAUUGAGAGGCAGCAGCAACAGAUCGAAAACCUACAAGAAAUAGUCUCCGGUUUACAACUCGAAAACUUACAGUACCGAUUUUCAGAGUUGAGAGGGGCGAACUCGGAUGAUAUCACGUUGUACAACGACUUGGAGCAGCGCAUCGUAGAGCAGGACCGUGAGAUCUCGGGCGCUUAUGAGGAGCAACUUCGCCAGCGGGCAUUUGAGCUAGAUACACUUAACAAUCAGAGCCGUCAUUCCUCUUCGUCCCGGAAGUUGAUCGACACGAACUAUGUCACCCACGAAGCCAACAUCAAGUUAGACAUGGAAGCUGUCACAUACUUGGAAGACCAGAAUCCGCAUAGAAUAGCCCGGGUAACAGGAGGGUUCGAAAAGCGAUACGGCAUUUUGGUAACCGACUAUUAUGAAUUCGGAUUCUGCGAUGCGCCGGACGCAGUUAUCAAUGCUCUAAACAAGAAGAGUGACUUGGAACACUUGCCUCGCUAUCGGAACUGCGGUGGUGAUGAUUUUAAACUGAGAACUAUUGGAAUUUGUGAGUCAAUCAUUCAUCAGUGGAAGACAUACAAUACGCCCUCUGUUGAAAUAUUUGAUUUUUCUAUUGCGCAUACAGAGAGACUGGUUGAGCAGGUCAACGAUAUGAUUGAAAUCUUGGAUGAUGAAAUCCAGGACUCCUCAUCGGAUGAUACUGAUCUCUCGGAUGAAUGUUCUAUCAUUUGA